Chara braunii is the source of this 5906-nucleotide messenger RNA. Lineage: Eukaryota; Viridiplantae; Streptophyta; Charophyceae; Charales; Characeae. The record is from the annotation of a GenBank genome assembly.
GGCAACAAAGCAGUCAGGCCGAGGUGAAACGUGGGUGAAAGAGAGAGGAGGGUUGGAGAAAAGGGAGGGAGUGGUCGGCUGUAGGGGGGUGAGACGAGCGAGAUGUGAGUAAGAAUGCCGCUUGUUCGUUUAGCAGUAGGGGGAUGAGUCAUGGGAAACGCCGUCAUUCAGGACUUAAUGGGACGCGCGCGACGGUGAAUGCAAUGGCAGUUGGGGAGGGCAAGUCAACCGAGUCGGGUGACCGUUGCGUGCGGGUCGCUGCGGACAAAUCCGCGGUGGGGUUUGUGUCUAACGGAAACGACAGGCAUGGCAACUGCGAGGGUGAGGAAGUUAGCAACGUAGAGGUAGCUUUAAAUUCUUCCGAGAGGGCAUUUGACACCAUGGGGGAAGUAAUGGGCACGCUCAGCGAGCGAGAAUGCCUCGAGUCGGCUGAUGGACGUGAUAGCGUUAGUGCAGAAGUUACGCCUGAUGAUGAUAUCGUCCCGAAGAUUAGAGUCGACGGGGAACGGGGGGCGGGUUCGCGUCGAAGUGGUCCCGUAACCGUAGAAGAGAAGUGUCGACGUAAAGAAGGGUUUAUCAGAGAUGACGACGGGGAGACACAGCCAGUGGUGUGGGACGAUCGAUCAGAUUUAGAUGGAGAAACUGGGCCAGUGGCGGCCUCGCCAUCUCGACCGCUGAAUGAGCGCAGUAGUCGUGACGGUCUGGCAUCGGGCGGUGUCGGUGAGAUCCAAGCUAGUGGGCUGGACGGACAUAGUCAGAUCGACCAGACGUCGAGGAUGAUGGCCAACAAAACCUCUUCAUGUUUCCCCCGCUCUCCGCCCGUAUAUCCACUGCUUAAUGACUCGCCAAGUUCAUCCGUGUCGCAUCUCGCUGGGACACUUGCGCAACAGCAGCAUAGCGGGGGCGAACGCCCAGGCCAUGGUCUGGGCGCCAAUGGCUGCGGUGCCGACAGCUGGACUGGGUCAGAGAUGCAGUUUGAUGGCGUGGCGAUGAUCAGGUCGGGGCCGUCAGACUUGCAGAGCGAAAUGCAGCGGAGAUUGGCGGAUGGUAGUGGCAACUGUGCAGUCCUCGAUACGAGGGGUCGUGGUAGGGACCAGGCGGAAGUUUUCAGCUCGGAUCUGGGGGGGCAUGUCGGGGGAGAUCAUCGGGUAUUCCUCCAGGAGCGCGAAGUUCUAUCGGACGGGAUAGUGCUGACGUCAAUGUCACGCCAGGGAGGACGUCACGUGAAUGGACAUGUCAUCGAUCACGAUCGGCAUGGCUUCGCAGUAGGUAGUGGGCGGAACGCUCCUGUCGCUGAGGUUGCCGACGGCAAUUUACUGCCGCGAGUGUUCUCAUUUCCCACCACGGAGCUCAGGCCGCCGCGUGCGCCUCCGGGACAAUCGGGAGAGGACGGAAUCAUGCGAUCGUCCAGGGCAAGGAUGGACGUGGACCGCAGUGACGACAGGAAAUCGGGCUACGGUGGCUCGCAGAUGGCGCGGCUAGCUCGGCGAGAGAUUGGCAAUGGGACUAACGAGAUGGGAAGGGAACGCGCGGGAGAGGUGCCAGGGGCGUGUGGUGAUGCCAAUAAAGAUGAUGUUGGUGAUGGUUAUGCGGAUGAGAACGCGGUCGUGGGUAGCGUGGAGAGAACGAUGUCCGAAGGGGAAGGACGACGGCGGAGAUUGUCUCGGCAUGGGCUCGACGGUGACCCUGCGGCUACGGCUAAUCCUCCCUCUUCCUCAACUUUGACGGGCUCAUCGGCGCGUAGGCGGUUGUUUGCCAACCUCGAUGUCGACGACACUCCAUCGGUCAAGUUAGGAUCGAGAUUGUCCUCCUCAUCACCUCUCAUUCAUUCCAGCGUGACGACCGAUGCGGCAUGUGCAACGGAUUGCGGGACGGAGGACGGGAGAGGGCAGGAGGAGACUGGGGCUUCUUGCCACUCGCGUCCGUUGCGUGCCGUUGCUAGCGAUGGGGAUGCGGAGUACAACUGUUUCUCAUCUGCAGCAGCGGGAGCGGAGAAUGCCUACUUUCGGCGAGACGCCCGCUCCCACCCUCCCCAUCCUCCCCCCCCCGGAAGGUACCGUGCCGUUGGUGUGCGCGCUAGUGUUAGUGGCGGCUCUGAUGGUAAGGCCAGCCUCGGUGAUCAUGUCUAUAUCGGCGACGAUGACGAGAGCGGUGGUGAGUGUGACGAAUACUGUGAGGCGCACGAUGGACAUGACGUUGCAACUUCAGUGGCGGCAGAAGCAACAGUUUUGCACCAGCCGCUUGGCAGGGGUAGUAGUCAGCAUACUCACCGGGAGUCGUCGAAACUGCGUCGAGCCGCCAUAGCCGCCUCUUUCGCUUGUCUGCUUCCAUUUGACAAUGUGUGCGGUCCCGAUGAUGCCGUCUAUUUGCCAGAUGAUGAUGCGCGCUCGGCGGUCGCAGUCCCCGCGUCCCGUCUACCCCAAACUCGCAGUGAAGGUAGAGAAGGCAAAAGCUAUGGAAGCCGUAGAAGAGAAGCGAAGGGGCGACAUGAGGGGAUGGCAUGUCGAUCUGCUGUGAUAAGGGGCGAAGCUCAGCAGACCACGCCGCGUGGUGUCCUUAAUGAGAAGAUUGAGAACAAGAACUGCUCCUCUCUCGACCGAAAGAUGGUCGGGUCGUCGAUUGGAGGACGUGUGGGCGCGUGUUACAGCCCCCGUUGCCCAACCCCUCCGCCGCUUUGCCGUGAAGAUUCCAUCUUCAAAGGUCUGGACUUCGACAAAGACUUCGAGAGCUCAGAUUGCACCAGUCCGUGCGACGGUCACGCGGAGUUUUCUGGUCCCGCCACAUGGGGCCAGUGUGAGCAGGAUGUCUGUCCAUGCAGCAGUGGGUUUGGAGAGACGAUGACGGCAGGUCUGCCAGCGCCUUCCCCAGGCGAGUCUAAUUUUGGAAACGCGGAUGACCUCCGAACUAUUGAUAGCGCGGAUCGACUGUCAAGAUGCUUGUCCAACGGUCAUCGAGAGUUGUCCGCUGCUGGAUCCCCUCCUGUCACGACGCGGAACGGCGACGUGAGUGCGCUGCCGGUCAGAGGGCUGGUUCGCGGGGGGCGCUCCUUCGAUAGCAGAGGAGAGAGCUAUCCUGAUGGGGAAGAACGGGAUAUGGCAGGGGAAAGGAUCGAGCGCGCAGAUCAGGACGGCACGGAGGUGGCCUUCAGGACGCCAGGUGAAGCGCACCUACCUCCGAAUGUCCACGUGUCAUCUUAUCUUCUCGGUGAAAGAACAGCGCUGGAGAGAGCCUUGCACACGUGUCUGCCGCAGAGGGACCAGAUCAGCGUGCUCCACGCCAGCGUAUCGAACUUAGCGACCGCAAGCCAGCAGGAUGGUUGCCGGAUUCGGCAGCUGGAGAAUGCAGGAAGUGGGUUGCGCUCGUCAGUCUCAGGCAUAUCGGACAGGAUUCAGAACAUCGAAGGGCGGCUACAACCACUCGAGUCUUCUCUUGGGGAAGUAAGAAGUGGUGUGGCAGCGUAUAUGGGUGUGGUUGCACACGUAAGUCAACUUCAAGACAGGUUAGCUUCUGUGGAGGCAUGCCAACAUCAGCAGCUGCAGGCGUUUCUCCUACGUAAGCAUCAAGAAGAGCAGAGCUCAGCUCACGGUGUCUUGUACAGACUCGGGCGUGUUCUUCUCAGCCAUUUGUCCAAGGUGGACAUUUGUUCCCUUCUAUUGUCACAGAAAAUUCUUCUGGAUGCCCAUGGAAUGGAUGGAGGCAAGCAUGAUGCUUUUGCUAUCAGCAUGUCAAGGCGAGGGGAUUGGCAUGGACCAGUUCUGUGUGCAGCAGAGGCACUGGUCAUUGGACUUCUCCGAGAGAUUGCUUCUUCAUCAGCAAGCAGUUCCAAGCCAGAAAUGGAGUCGUUCAGCAUCUCCAUCCGGUUCCUGUCUGGCCUGCUUUCGAUUGCUAGAGUGCCAAUGAAGAAACAACGCUCAGUGAUGGGAGCAGUCUUGUUGAUUGCUGCGAUGGAGACUGGGUGGCGGCUACAAGGUGCCCUCCGUGCUCCACUACCAAAGUUUCUGCAAAGAAUGACUGCCCCGAUGGAGUAUGGUAUGCGAGUUGCACGGAUGUGUGUGUGGAUGUCAGCAUUUGUGGUUGGGACAGCCGAGGUCAAGCGUAUUUGUUUCAGUAUUGCCGACACUAUUGCGAGAGCACAGCAAGUGCAACAGAUGCAAAAGGAGCGAUCACGGCAGCGUAAGAGCGAGAACCCAUGGUUGAACUGCAAAUCAGAGGAGCAGAGAUCGUGGUGGCCGUUGGGAUGGGGUUACGGUACACGCACAUCAGCUUCUCCGAAUGUGUCUAAGCCGCCGAAGGUUGUUGAUGUAUCAGUAUUGGAACCCAACGUGUCGCUUCCACAGACACCAAGACCGUUCACUCUGCCACCACCUGGGGGUCCACAACUGGAUUUCGACAUUGAAGCAGGUCAGGUUGUAAGGAAAUAACUUAGAAGGAAUGAAGAGGAAUGAUGGGGAUGAACAAAAGAGGCAGCAAAUCUUCCUUCGUCAACCCGUUUAAUGUAUAAACCCGUCUUUCUGGCGAAGCUGAGUGAUACAGUUAUGUGAAAAUGUGUUGUGACACAUGCUCUAGAAAGUGCCCCUUGUGUCUGUAGUAGAGAGGACCCUUGGCAGUGCACUUGGGGUGUCGAAGACUGACAGUUACCGAGGCCAUCGCUGGGUUCGAUAUUUCCAUGCUUGGGGAAAUGUGCUCCUUUCUCAGGCCUGCUGUAGUAGCCUACCCUGGCCUUACUGCGUGCUGCCCUCGACUGCACAGGACAGGUGGUUAUGUUGGACACGAAAGCUUUAGAAAUUGAAGAGCAGCGCAGGGAGGAACAGAGAUUGCAGGCUACCGUGAUCGACAAAACAGGUAUGUGCAUGUUUACAGGAUAUAUAGAUUGGGUAGGGGGCAAGCAAUCAGGUAUGAGAAGCCGAUUACUUUACUUUUGGGUACCCAGUGCGGUGUUGCUGUGUACAAUAUGUGUUCGGUUGUUGUUGGCGUUGCAUCAGUACUACUGUGGCUCCUUAUGUUCAUGCGCUUCCCUUUCCCAGAUUGAUACUGUACCAGCCUCAACAAGAGCAUGUGCAAAUGUUCGAUAACCAAGAGCAUGAUCAGUCGUGCUCAGAACGUUUUGUUGUCAGGGGAUUUGGUUUUGGCGCUUUGGCAGCUGAAUAUUGAAAUAGCACCAGGAGCUGGACGUGUGAAGCGCGAAGGUGGGUGAAGCCCUGAACGCGUCGAGAGGUUAAUUUGGAUCAAGGCUGCUGAGGGUGGACGAUGUAUUUUAUGUGGAGCAUCGUGUGUGUGUCCUGUUGGAGAUCAGGCAGUGUAAUAAAAUGUGUAAGCUAAGCCUACCAAAGUCACUGUCAGAAAACGGGAAACUGAUCGGAGCUAAAGGAUGCGGUAAGUGGAAGAACUGAGAGGAGUCAGUGAGGACAUAUAAUGAGGAUUUUGUUCAGGGUGUGGCGGGUGAUUGUGAGACUGAACGAAGCGGACAAAAUGAUGAAGGUGGUGGCACAGGCUUAUGCUCAUCCGUUUUCUUAGUCAAUUAAUGUUGUUUCGUCGUUGUGAUUAUGUCUGAGGUCCAGUACUCCCAUCUCAGCUAAUCGUUUGGCAUUUCGAAUAGGUGAUGGUCUCCAGUUUCCUGCUGGAUCUAAAACCUUCGAUCUUCAUGUCAAUUGCAUUUUCUGAAAGCUGGCAUUCGAGGAGUCAAGCAUGAUCAUGUGAGUAUGCCCCCAUGCAUCGGUGAGCAAGAGGAUGUUCUCUCUAGAAUAGUGGCCCCCUUGGAUGUUGUUAUUAUAUACCUCCCAGCCUCUUUUUCAGGAGGCUGAUUUCUGCCACACGCCUUGAUGAACGAGCACGGGUGCACGUUCUUUUUUUUUUUUGCGGGCUGGCUCCACCCGCCUUUUUUACUUGUAGGCCAAGCCUCAAAGUCG